UACAUUACUGGCUUAAAGAGGCCACUUUGAACAUAUUCUUCCUCUUCUUUGGCAUCCUUCUUCUUUAUAAUCCAAAAAGUAAAUUUAUUGGACCAUCCAAAAGAAAACCAUGGUAGGACCUUCCUUUAAUACCUUAAAACCUACCACCACCAUUAAGUUCUUGUGUAGCUACGGAGGCCGAAUCAUCCCCCGUUAUCCUGAUGGCAAGCUUCGUUACCACGGUGGAGAAACUCGUGUUCUUUCUGCGAAACGCUCAAUUUCCUAUGCUGAGCUGGUGGUGAAGCUUGGGGAGAUGUGUGGAACAUCUUCGAUGAGUUUAAGGUGUCAGUUGCCAACAGAGGACUUAGAUGUACUAGUAUCAAUCACCUCCGAUGAGGAUUUAGCCAAUCUCAUUGAGGAAUACGAUAAAGCCACGGCCGCGCCGCCUGCGUCCAUCAAGAUCAGGGCCUUCCUUUCAACCUCGAAACCCACCAAAAAAGUGUCGCCACCACACUCCACCGCCUCCUCAUCCUCGUCGUUCUCCUCGUCCUCUAGCAACGACGCUGUGUCACCCAACUCAUUUCAUUCCCCCACCGCUGCCACCUUGCCUCCAAGAUGUCCAGCAUCGAAUACCCGGCUUUCCAUUCGAUAUGUCUCGAGGCUGCCUGUAUAUCCGCCGUGUAAGGGUGGAGCCACCGUGGGACAGCUUCCUAAGUAUGCUUAUCGUCAUGUACACGGGAACAAUAAUGGGCAGGUUUAUCUUAUCCACAAUGGGAACCAUUGGCAAUAGUAGCAAAAUUUGGAGUUGCCUGAGGAAAAGUAAUAGAGAAAUUAUCAUCAAUAUUAUAAGAAUAUAAAUUUAUAUGAUGUAAGAUCGAUGCGACUGUAAAAAGGGAUCCAUUUUUUGUUGAUCCGCAUGGCAAUUAAUGGAAAUGUUAGCCUAAUUUCAUUUCCGCGUCGAACAAUUUGAUGGUGGAGAAGGAUAUUGAGAUCGAAGAUUUCUCAAGAUGGAAAGUCAUAAUACGAGACUGAGAUACUGGUGCACUGUACAAUUUGAAAGUGCCAAAAACCAUUUACAAAUAUUAGAAUUAUUGGACGCAACAAUGCUUCAUGUAAAUCAUAGUGUACAAUUUUGUGUACACUCUACCACGUGUUAAGCUUCGAUUUGACAAUUUUUUUUUAAAAAAAGACUUUCCAUCAAUCACGUGUUGCCAACUCAGAUGAUGUGCACAAUGAUGUAUAAAAAGAGCGUACAAGUGGCUUUAUUCUAA
Molecule: messenger RNA, 1250 nt
Organism: Olea europaea var. sylvestris
Lineage: Eukaryota; Viridiplantae; Streptophyta; Magnoliopsida; Lamiales; Oleaceae
Exons: 4
Coding region: 110-769 (219 amino acids)
Molecular function (GO): protein binding
Source: RefSeq, a predicted model, not a curated record